Molecule: messenger RNA, 1640 nt
Organism: Lacerta agilis (Sand lizard)
Lineage: Eukaryota; Metazoa; Chordata; Lepidosauria; Squamata; Lacertidae
Gene: RIMOC1
Product: chromosome 11 C5orf51 homolog
Exons: 6
Coding region: 48-932 (294 amino acids)
Biological process (GO): mitophagy
Source: RefSeq, a predicted model, not a curated record
UAGCAGCUGCGAGCCCGGACCUGGGAGGCGAGCUCGGCGCGUUCCAUAUGGCCGGGUCCGGUUUCUCUGCUGAGCUGCGGCUGCGGCUUGUGGCGCUCAAAGGAAGGCUGCAGCGCUCGAGCCAAAGCGAAGAAGCCUCCGAGGAUCCCUUCUUAAUGCAAGCUUCUGCUACACUGGAAAACUUGACGGACCUUUGUAAUCAACCUGGAGAAAAUGGCACACUUUCCAAACUCUUGCAACUUUAUACGCAGGCCGUCCUGGAUAUCACAUAUUUCGAGGAGAACCAGCUUGUCGAUGAAGACUUUCCAGAGGAGUCCUCUUUGCAGAAAGUUGAGGAACUAAUCAACACACUUUCAGAGCCAGAGAUCUUGAUCAAUGAAAGUGGUACAUCUCAAGAACCACUCACAGUGCUUGGUGUAGAACUGCUGGAAUGUCUUUACUGGAGGAGAGGAGCCUUACUCUACAUGUUUUGCCACACGGUGAAAGGAAGGAAGGAGAGGUUGAUGAAUAAGACCGAUUUGUUUAAAAAGUUUCUUAAUGAAGGAAUCCAGUACUUGGUGAAGAUGCUUGAGUUCAGAUGUUCUGAUCACCCCAUUGAGGACUUCGUGUUUCAAGACACAGACACGGCUAGAUUAAUACAUGAAGGCAUAUUUAGCGACACCCACCUGCUGGCUAUGAUGUACUGUGGAGAAAUGUGCUACUGGGGACUGAAGUACUGCAGAGAAGUUAAGGAACGAAGUCGAAGCGUAGAGGCAGGAUCGAGCAGAGAGCAACCCGGAAGCUCACGGAGCGAAGUUCUGGACUAUCGAGAGACGGGAGAGAAAGUGCUCCUGAAAUACAUAACUGUGUGUGAAGGACCGUUGAGACUGUAUGACUGGGAUACCAAAAAUGCAAAGCUCAUACUGGACUAUUUUAAGCAGUUUUCUGCCUAAUUGACUUAAGGCCACUGAGAAAUGGUGGGAACGGACGGACAUUGUUUUUCCUUUUAGAGGCUACAUUCCCUUGCAAAUAAACUAUUGGAGACCACAUGACAUGGGUGAUUAGGGCACUGCUUUUUUUUCUCUCCCCACAAAUUACUUUCCCCCCCUUCCCCCAAAUCUUCACUUAACCACGGUUGGCCUUGGAAGUUCUGAAGCGACAAGAAUGUUUGUUGGGUUAGGUGCCAAGGAUGCUCACUCCACCACCUUGGCUUCCCCUACCUAUUCCCAGUGUCUUGUCUGACUCAUUCUCCUUGCAGCAGCUUCCACUUUUGCUGGAGAGAAUUGAGUGUCAAGAAAACACAAGGGAGCUUGGAGGCCUGACCACAAAGAAUGGCAACUAGAGCUUCCGAACUCUCCUUCUCCCAGCAGCCAUCGCUUUUGUGAGCAGAAUGGGGGAGGGACUGGAAAGCAGGGGGUUGGCUUGCAGCAGAGGAGAUGGGAGUUGCAGAGGAGAGGGUUGGGGCCUAGGUGGAGGCACCCGAGGCCAGGUAGAAAGGUGCUGUGGGCUGGGGUCGGCAGAGAUGCUGGCAGUUCCUUGUCCCUGAUUUAAACGGAUGGUGUGCCUUCCCAGAACAAAACUGGGGCAACCUUGUAUAGCUCCUUGCAAACCUAAAGGUGUAAUUUGUGCCUUUAAACAAAUACACAACAUUUCAGAGUAUA